This is a messenger RNA of Entamoeba invadens IP1, 447 nucleotides long. RefSeq lists its product as hypothetical. The coding region runs from base 1 to 447 and encodes 148 amino acids. NCBI's taxonomy places the organism in Eukaryota, Evosea, Mastigamoebida, Endamoebidae. The record is from RefSeq and is a predicted model, not a curated record. The transcript has a single exon.
AUGCCUCGCGUUUUGAGUGUCUUGAAAAAAACGAAGUGCCAAAAUUGUGGAUCGAUGAGUCACAACACACGAGAUUGUUUAGAACGCCCGAGGAAGUAUGGCGCGAAAGGAAAGUCAUAUACCCAACAAGCAAUGAAAGAGACUUUGGAUGUGCAACAAUUGGAGAAGGAGAAAGAUGCCCUUGAUGAGAAUAUUCAAAAAGUUCUGAAUGAAAAAAAUGUCGAAGACUUUUUAGUGUCGAGUGAUGAGAUCAAAGGAAUUAAUGACAUCGUCAAUAAAAAAAGGAUGGCAGUCAAAAAUCUGAGAGAACUUGACGAUGUUGCCCCAUAUUUGAAAGACCUUACUGGUGGUGAUGCCACAAUUGAGAGAAAAGUUGAAGAUAUCGAAAAUGUGUGGGAAGAGGAAAAGGGUGUCAGUGAGACACUUGCUUUCCUUGGGGAGAAGUGA